Girardinichthys multiradiatus is the source of this 5137-nucleotide messenger RNA. RefSeq names its product E3 ubiquitin-protein ligase TRIM50-like. NCBI's taxonomy places the organism in Eukaryota, Metazoa, Chordata, Actinopteri, Cyprinodontiformes, Goodeidae. Gene Ontology annotation, molecular function: protein binding; zinc ion binding. The record is from RefSeq and is a predicted model, not a curated record. The coding region runs from base 199 to 1887 and encodes 562 amino acids. The transcript has 3 exons.
AAGAAAUAUUCUGUUAAGAGAUACUCCAGUCCCUCAACGGCACACGUACUUUAACUACAGAACUCCUUGUUUUCUUGUUCAGUUCUUUAAGUUCGGCCUCUGCACACUGUGGGGAUGGUUGCACAACUUUAAACAACAGAUAUCCAGCAGAAGAGCAGCUGAACCUUUUAAAGUCAAGACUACACUUGGAUACGAGAAAUGGCAUCCAGUGGAAGUCUCAUAACCGAGGAACACUUGCUUUGUCCCAUCUGUCUUGACGUCUUCACUAAACCAGUUUCUACUCCUUGUGGACACAACUUCUGCAUGUCCUGUAUUAUGUCCUACUGGGACACCAUACCUGCCUGCCAGUGUCCUAUCUGUAAGGAGGAUUUCACAAGCAGACCCAACCUUAAGGUCAAUAUCUUCAUUGCAGAUAUGUUGUCACAGUUCAUGUCUCUUCAUGUGACUGACACUCCCACCCAGAGGUCAGCAGGGCAGCAGCAGAUCAGCUCUGGCAGCGAGGUGCGGUGUGACAUCUGUACGAACCAAGCGGUGAAAUCCUGUCUGGACUGUGUCACUUCAUACUGCGGCAGUCAUCUAGAGUCGCAUUUUAUAGCUUCUGAACUAAAGAGACACAGAUUGAUUGAACCCUUGAUGAAUGUAGGGGACAAGAUCUGCCGGAAGCAUCACAGGCUGAUGAUGCUGUUCUGCAGAAAUGACAACUCAGUGCUUUGUGACUUCUGCGUUGGCUCGCGACACACGAGCCACGAAGUGGUUACUGUGCAGAGGGGAUACGAUGAUAUGACGUAUCAGCUGGGGCAGUCUGAGGCCAAGGUGCAGCGGAUGAUUCAAGAAAGGAUGCAGAAGCUCCAAAGCACGACAGAGUCGCUCAUACAAAGUGAAUCAGAAACAAAAAGGAUGAUAGAAAACAGCACUCGGGAUCUAACAAAGUUGGUGUCUGAUAUCAAGAAGACCCAGGAGGAACUCAUCAAGGUGGUCGAGGAGACGCAGAAAACAGCCGAGGAACAGGCAAAGGGGUUCAUUACAGACAUAGAGAAGGAGAUUUCUGGUUUGAUGGAGACAGAAAAGAAGUUAGGGGAACUAAAGGAGAUUAAAGACCAGGUGUGUUUUCUCCAGAGGUACCCAAACCAGUCCCUCCUGCCACAGACCAUGGACCUGUCCACAUACAGCUUCAACAGGCACCUGCAGGUGCAGCACAUGCAUAAAUCAGUGACAAGCUCAAUAUCUCAGCUACUGGCCUUACUGGGAAAACUAAACGAGGAAAUCAACAGAUUCUCAAACAGCACAGACACAUCAAACGAGAUGGCGCUCAGGUACAUGCGGCAGUACGAGGUGAACAUCGUACUGGAUCCUGACACAGCUCACCCCAUGCUUAGCUUAUCCGCUGACGGGAAGCAAGUGUGGUACAACAUCGGCACGGGUCUAUGGGGACACCAGACUAGGAUGGAACCCAACAUGUUCACUGAACAUCUUGCCGUUGUGGGGCGGAGAGGCUUUUCUUCUUGCAGGUUUUACUUUGAGGUUCACGUGGGUCAGAAGACUGAGUGGUGUCUGGGCGUGGCAACGGCGUCGCUCCAAAAAACUGGGGCAAUAAUUCGGAGUCCAAGCUCCAGACUAUGGGCCAUCUGGUUCCUGUUAGAUAAGUUUGAAACCUUUAGCUCUCCGGGCGAGCCGGUAUACGUAGGGAAAGUGGAGCAUGUCGGGGUUUUUGUUGACUGUGACAGAGGUCAAGUAUCGUUCAUUGAUGUAGUCAGAGCGGCACCGAUUUACUCUUUUACUGAGUGUUUAUUUACAGAGGAGCUGUAUCCGUACUUUAAUCCCUGCGACAAUGAGUAUGGUUCAAAUCUGGAUCCAAUGAUAAUUGUUCCAAUUUCUUCUACAGAAUGAACAGAGUAUUUAGAGAUCAGUUCUUUGAAACAAAACUGUUUUCAAAAGGCAGCAUACGGAGAAUAUUUCCAAAAGCAAAAUCCCUCGCAUUCUUUCACCAAGGUCCGGUUCAGAUGUAAGCUUUAAGUGUAGGUUUUUUUAUGCGUGCCCACAAUUCUCUGCUGGUAUUUUCCUUGCUUCUCCUAUAUUUUGUUGGGAGGUUUCUUUAAACAGUAAUCUUUGGGUGUCAGCAAAAGAAAGAAUUGGUGUCCAAGGGCCGAAAAAAUAAACACAAUGUCCAAAUCACUAUCAAACACACAAAAGGCUGUCCUGGUAAUGACUGAAAACCCUUUUAAUAAAUUCAUAUUUUGUUGCAAUAUAAAAAUCUCUCUCACUUAAAAAAUCUUAAGGUUAGGAAAGUUUUUUGUUAACGAAAUCAUUGGCUUUCUCUGUUUAUUUGACCAAAUGUGUUGGAUCAUUUUCCUGCCGAAGGACCCAAUGAUGACCCAUUUUCAGUUCAUAAUGCCAUGAAAUCCAACAGACAGGCCCACAGCAUUACUCAUUAUCCACCGUACUUGUGCAGAAGGUUCAUUUUCACAUAUUUAUCCUUUGUUUCACACCAGGCCCGCCUGGAGUGUUUUUCAUUUCACCAAAGCACGCGUUUCUAGUAGCAUUUGGAAAGGUUUACACUUGUGAUGGUAGGACAGAAAAGGGUUUUUCCUAAAAAAAAAAAACAGUCUGCAUGCAAACACGAGGUAAAGGCUGUUAUGGAGAUGUUUUGUUGCAUUUCUCUAACAGUGAGCUUCGUGAGCUUUUUUAGCCUUCUUUAUCAUCCUCUAAAAGUGGGACUUUUGAUUUAUCGUGAUAACAUUAAACUGUCAUUAAUUUUUACUGACCCCCAAAUCUGACAGAAUGGUUGGGAUUGAUACUCAAACUGUUUGAACGACUCUUUCCAUGAGAGUAUUAUUAAAUUUAAAAAUAUAAUAUUACACUAUUUAAUGGCACCGGUGUACUGAUUUAACCUAAUAAUUGGUUAGUUUUAUUUUUCAAAGCUGUGUUUGUUGGGUUCUGACAACAUAGAGUGAAGGAUUUAUAGCCAAACCUACACCAAUUAAAAUGUUUUAUCCUCAUCAAAGUAAAUACAACAAAGCAAUUAUGGUAAAAUUUUAAGCCUGUAUUACCAACAGAUAUUUCCAUUAAAAAGUAAAGUAUAAUUAAAAGAAAAUGGUUUGGUUAGGUUUAUUUUAAAGGGAUUAUUACGGUUACCAAUAACUGUGCCACCAGUGGAUUUAUUAAAAACAUUUAUUUCUAAACAUGGGAUUUUUUUGAAUAAAUGUCCUCAGAUUAAAGCUUGGAUUUUUAUACAUUUGCUCCUGCAAUAAAAAACUUUUUUUAGUUUAUUGUUUUUUACACAUUUUUCCCAAGGCUCCCAACACAGCCUUUUGUAGAAAAUUUCCAGAUGCUGCAACUUUCUACAUGGAUUGUAAGGAAGCAUGGAUAUGUUUCUUUGCUUCUGAAACUAUUUGCAGAUUGUGUUUUAUUUCUUACUGUGAUUGAUUUAUUUAGAGACCAACACCUUUGUAAAUAAAGUCACGAAAAAAGUUAAGUAUUGUAAGCAUUUGUAAAUGCUUCAGACAUCAAUGUGUGGAGAACACAAAUGUCACUGAGGCUCAAACAAUAAUCAAAGGGAAGCAACAAACGUUAAAGAUCAGCCGGACAACUGCACCACCAAAACCACCUCACCUCAUGGUACUCCUAUCAGUCUCUGUCAAGUAGUGGCCUUCAGGUAUUCUCCAGGUCUGGUGACCUUAACUCAGUAUCUUGAUUGUUUGGACCCCAGUAACUGUCUGAUCACGCAUCGCUUCACUCCUGAUGCCACCACUUAUGUCCUCUGGUGUCAUACCACACUUUUUAUUACCACAAAGACUAAAAACUAAAAUUAAAGUUAAGGCUGUCUAUAAAAGAAACUCGUCUUACUUUCAUAUUUUAUGAAAUUUAUUUUAUUUAUCCUUUGAGAUGCAGGAACCCCACUGUUCAGAUGAGUUACAGCCAGUCAGUCGCAUUGUUUUUAUCUCUACUACAUCAGAUGCAAUUUUUUUAAUUAAAAAAUGAAAUAAUUUAAAUCUGUGCAUUCUUAACCAUUUCGUAGUCCUGCAGUUUGGUCAUUUCAUAGCCCGAUUUUGUGGGUUGCAACCUGCAGAGGGAGGUUUCAUACGGACCAGGUGGGGACGUCUUAUACUUACGUUGACAACACUAUUAUAUUUGCUAUAACCUCAUGUAAACAAAUGUGGUUAUAUACAGUAUGUCUCAAAUAAAUAAAAUAUGCCAGCAGGGGGAGGAUGGUUUAAGUAUAUGGGUAAGAAAUGGUUUGUUUGCAGGUUUGAAAUUGGAGUAGGAAGGGAUGAAAAGACAAUAAGAAUGAAAUUGGGAUGAGAACUGACAAAGGGACAUAUUGAACUUGAGCAGGAUUGGAUAUUAAGCACAGACAAAAAAAUAAAAUUCAGCAAGCCUCCUUACUUUUAAUUGCAUUUUUGUGCAUUUGUGAACAUCUCUAAAAUGUAAUAUUCCAUUUACCAGUUGUUCCUCCAAUUAUCCCAAAUGUAAAUCCAAAAUUAAACUGAAACUGAGUUUAUGUCUGGAGGAAACCCAAAAUAUUCAAUCUCCAGCUUGAGAAGAGAUCAAAGAAAAAGAUGUCAGAUUAUCAGGUUGAUAAAUCUGACCAGUCUUCCCCAAAAGGCAGAUUAGGCUGCACCUUUAUCUUCAUCAUUUUAAUUUCCCUCUAAAAAUUCACAUUUAGUGCAGCUUCAACGGCAGCAAAGAAGAGAAAGGACCAAUAGUUCAGCACAAACUGAAGACAGAUAUUUACACAGAAUGAGGUAAAUGUUUGCAAACAUUACCGACUUCAUUAAUAAUGCAUCUUUAACUGUAAGUGGGUGAGUUAACAAAGUACAUGGUUUUAAAAUAUUAAACAACUGAACUUGGUGAAGUCGGGUAGAGAGCUGUAAAAAAAGUCACUGUCACAAUGCUGUUUUUUGAUUAAAUUACAUGUUAAUAAUAAAUCUAAUAACAUUUGGACAGAUUUAGCAGAUACUGCAAUAUUUCCCUUUAAAUAUUUGUUUUCAUUUUAAUAUUAAUCCUAAUUUAUUUAUGUUUUUUUUUGUUUGACUAAAUGUUUAAAACAUGACUUAAUCUAUCUUAUUAUCUGUAUGGAAAUGUCAGCAUGUGAACUAAUAAAAAAGCAAGAAGCUCUAGUUUCUUUGUAUAAAAUUGA